AAAAUAACGUCAUCGAGUCAAAAACUCCGUCGAGCAAAUGAAAACACGAAGCAAGUGAUAAAGGUUGACUGUGGUGUCGUUGUUGAUCUUCUAGGACUCAGGAUGAAAAAGAAGUAAACUUCAAGAUUACAUCACGCUGAUGGAUAUGAUGUCAAACAUGAUGAAGCACAGGUACGAAUGGUUGGUGCCAUCUUUGGCAAGUAAACACCUUUGAGUCUUGAAGUCAUCAUAAAGCAGAUAGCUAUGGCAGGGCACCGACCAUCAGCCAGUACUCCCACCAGUAGCAAGUCUCCUCUCGGCAAAUCACUGCACAAUUCAUCUCUUCUGUCACGCUCUGGCCUCAAUGACACUCUCCAUAGCACCCAGAGUCUAAGCGGACGAGCUUCAAUCAUGACAUAUAACAAUACACAGUAUCCAUCUGCAACUGCUGCACUUGCUGCUUACAUCAGUGAUUUUGAAGAUGCUAAUCCUCUGAGCCAGACUUACCAUCGGACGGUAGAAGACCUCUUUACUCCAAGGUCAGUGAUGCUAAGAACUGUUGACCGUAGCUUGGAAACCGGUGUACGGGAUACUAGUGAUGAAUGGCGACGUUACACAUCCAAGAAGUUACUGGAUGAAUCAUUCAGUGAGAUGGUUCAAGGCGACGUGGAAAGGGAAAGAGCUGAAUCAAUGCAAGAGUCUUCUCGCCUUCUGACAGCAGACCUCUCACCUCUACCUGGGAGUUCAGUCAUAACGGAGGUGGAGAGUGGAACAAGUCUCUCAACAGAUCUUCUUCUUCAUGCUCCUCUUUAUCCAACUCUAACUCAGCCACCAUCUCAGAGGCCUAAAAGGAAUCCAACAGAAUCUAACCUGGAAAAGGGUAGUAUCAGAAGAGAAUAUGAGCAGAGGUUUGCCGGGUCUUCUCAUGGCAAUCAAACCACCAGAGGAAGAACUCACGAUAGUUCUAUCAGGUCAUGUGUAAGAAGGGAAGAAAGGGGUUCUGGGUAUCGGGUUAAUACUUCUCCAGUUAAGAAGUCAGUCUCAGGUACUGUUGGUGAUGCCUUGAAAAGUGGACAACCACUUCCAACUCCCAUUCCUGGAAAAGCUGACUGGAGAGGUUUUUCUACUUCCAAUGUUGGUUCGUCAAAACAUGAUAUUCAUAAAAGGAAAAGAAACUUGGGGAAUGAAAAUGUUGCCUCACCAUAUGCCUCUAAAAUGGAAGGAGGUAGGCGACCUCCUAGUUGGAUUCAAGACUUGGAUACGACAGGUGCCAGCAGCCUCGUUUCGCAGGCUCGUCUUGGUGGCAGGGCUCCCCCAAGUUGGAUCCAAGACAUUGAUAAGACGGGUCUGAGUGGUGUUGCAACUGAGACUGGCAUCAGUGGAAGGGCACCUCCUAGCUGGGUGCAGGAUCUUGAUGUUUCCGGGAUCAGCAGUUUAGUAAGAUCCAAGAGAGAAGGAGGAAGGCCACCUCCAAGCUGGAUUCAGGAACUCAACUCUACCAUAAUAAGUGAAAAACAAAGUAACUUCAGAAGCUUGAAAAGUUUUGAAAAUACCCUUCCAGCUUCUCAUACCUUAAUGAGGACAAACUCAGCUGAUGAUCUCCUCAGUGAAGCUCAUCGUAGAAAAGGAAACUCUUUAGAGCUUGGAGCAAAUCCACGAGUGAAGAGAGCUUCAAGUUUCACCACAGAUGAUCUCAUCAUGGCCUCUCCAACUGGUAAAGAAUUUCAGCGACCCAGUCACAACUCAAGAGGACAAUACUCAUCACGUGAGACAAACUCCAACAGUAUUCCAUCUCAGUUUAAUAUAGAUUCUUAUUUUUUUAACGGUACUACAGCAUUGACAGAGGAACACUUACCUUCCAACUCAAUAAAGACUUCCAGCAUCAGGAAAGACUCACGGUUUUUGAAUCUUCAAACUGAAUCAUCUAAGAGGGGUAGUUUGAGGUCCACGAGGGGAACCGCUAACCUUAAACUCUCUUCCCUUAAAAUGGGACCUGCAGCAUCAUUAGCAAGUACACCUAAGCGUUCUGUUGCAUUUGAGGUGACAUCUGCCAGACGAUCUUUGAAUGGAUACUUUGUUGAGAGAGGAUCAGGGUCACAGAGUAGUAGAAGAGGUCAGCGUUUUGAUGCACGACAGACUGAGAGAACUCUCGCAGAAGAUGAGCGUCAGAGAGAAGAUACUUUGCUCUUGAGAGCACAGAAGGUCCUUGAUGAUGCACGAGCAGCCAAGAGCCAAUCAAGCAGCUCACAUCGUUAUCAUGGCAACACAGAUAACCAUGACAACAGCCUACUCACUGAUGAGGUUCUAGAUGGGGAUCGAUCUUGGGAGAAGAACUUGCCAUCACUAAAACCUCUUAAAUCUGCACAGGGUACCGAAGAGCAUGAUGCGAAUCAUAAUCAAGACAUCGUUGCUAAGUUCUUGGAUGAUUGUCUCAAGUCAGUUGAUGAGCAGACUCAGAAACUGACCGGUGGACUGCAACCAGGCCCUGUAGAAGCUUUGAAAAAUAUGCUGUUCACCUUGCAAGGAAUGGCCCCUAAUUCCCAGGCAUCAUCGCCUACCAAAGAUACUCCAGUGCCUACCAAUUAUACUUCAGCACCUACCAAUGAGGCAGGAGAGGUCGUCUCUUCAAUCCGAUCGACCUCAUCCUGGUCACCACAGUCUGGGUCAAAGCGAGUAUACAAAAACAAGUUCAUUUUGACCAGGAGCGGAACUUGAGCCUGUGACCUCCGGAUUAAAGUGGCAGUGGUCUACCAAUGGGGCUGACCUCUGGAUUAAAGUGCCAGUGGUCUACCAACGGGCCUGACCUCCGGAUUAAAGUGCCAGUGGUCUACCAACGGGGCUGACCUCUGGAUUAAAGUGCCAGUGGUCUACCAACGGGCCUGACCUCCGGAUUAAAGUGCCAGUGGUCUACCAACGGGGCUGACCUCCGGAUUAAAGUGCCAGUGGUCUACCAACGGGGCUGACCUCCGGAUUAAAGUGCCAGUGGUCUACCAACGGGGCUGACCUCCAGAUUAAAGUGCCAGUGGUCUACCAACGGGGCUGACCUCCGGAUUAAAGUGCCAGUGGUCUACCAACGGGGCUGACCUCCGGAUUAAAGUGCCAGUGGUCUACCAACGUGGCUGACCUCCGGAUUAAAGUGCCAGUGGUCUACCAACGGGGCUGACCUCCGGAUUAAAGUGCCAGUGGUCUACCAACGGGGCUGACCUCUGGAUUAAAGUGCCAGUGGUCUACCAACGGGGCUGACCUCCGGAUUAAAGUGCCAGUGGUCUACCAACGGGGCUGACCUCCGGAUUAAAGUGGCAGUGUCCUACCAACGGGGCUAUCUAGCCCUAAUGCUGGCAUUCCCUGAUUAUGUCGGUGUCUUUCUUCUGAGUGCAAGUCAGAAACCAUUCAACCUGUAACUGCCAUAUAGCCAGGGAUCUAACACAUCAGAGACUGCCAACAUUAGCGUUAAAUAAAUAGCUUAGUUGGUAGAGUGCCAGCAUGUUAAUCCAAAGGUUGCUGGUUCAAGUCUCGCUUAAGGGUAAGGCAAUUUUUCUUUGUUUAACCAACCCAAAAUAAUUGAAGAAAGCGUGUAAAGUGAUUUGUGACUCGGAUUUGUAUUAGUCUCGGACUUGACCCUAGGACUUGACCUCAGAAUGACAACAACUCAAUGAUUCUAAGAAACUCGGUCUCUACCCCACCCUCCUCCUGCUCUAUGAGUCAUGCCUGCUGGUGUCCCCUUCCUCCUGGUACCAGAGUGGAUCCUACCAUCCUACCUGUACAUGUUAACUCUAUUUUUUACCCCUGCUCAUUAAAUAUGCAGAGUUCCACCCAAAGUGGGUGGAGCUUAUUUUAUUAUUCAUGUGGUGAUGGUGUCAGACCAGAUUAUGACCAAGUCAUAAUGGGUCACCUUGUUCAUUUGAAUAUGAAUGGAGUCUGCUGAGGCAAAAGGGGUUAUUGUUAACUGCCAGAGAGUGAACAAUAGAAGAUAAAUCCAGUUUGAAUUUGCUUUCAUAACCACUGCUUGUUGAAGAAUGUCUAAAUUUGUUCAACCACAAGGGCAAGGAAAUAACCGGUAUAGUCAUAAGGAAACACCACAGAAGACUUAAGAAUCCAUUGUUUUAAAUAAACUAAAAAUAGAUUACCUAUGGAUUUCUAGGCAAAGUUAAAGAAAUCCAACUGUUGAUCAUCCUUGGGUUGUUUUAAAAUAAGAGGAUGAAAGCCUUUUUAUUUUAUAUUGUGAAUAUUUCAAGGUGGAAAGAGCCAGAAUAAAACUGUUGUGAAGUAACAACAAUUUUAGACUUUACUGCUACCAACCAAAAAGAACUAUAAACCCAAAACAUAAUUGGGUCUAAUGGCCUGAUGUUUCGGCCCUAGCAGGGUCUUUUUUAACUUUUAAAUUUCAUAUAAUCUCAUCCCUAUUGUUGAUGAAGUCUAAGGUGGUUGUUAUUGAGUUAAGUUAUAAAACAGGCACGAGUAAACUGGCUUUGAAGUUUUCUAUUGAAUCUAAUUAUUUACUGAAUCUUUAAAAUCUGUGAGCAAGAUGUUGGUGAAGGUUUGGUCCAAGUUAAAAAUGGUGCUACCUCAAGUUAUACAACAAUAUAAACCAUAUGAAAUGAGAACACUUAUGUAAUAAAAACAACAAAUGUUUAUUUUGUUGAACCAUGGCGGGAGAAAUUAUUGAAGUUUGAGUCAUGUUGUAGUGUAAGAAUGAUGUCAGAUUAUUGUUCAUACGUGUCCAUGUUUCCUUUUGGGUUUGCCGCCCCCAAACCCAACGUAUGUUUUGGAGUUGUUAUUCUCUUUUAAUGGUUCAUUCAGAGAGUGGUUUAAAACGAAGCCCUUUGUAUCCCCAGGUUUCUAAUUCCAUAGCAGGUGCCAUGAGUUUGAGGUCUGUGUAAUACAACAAUCAUUCAAUGCUGGGCCAUUGAAUAGCUUUUAUUGUAUGCAGGGGAAAAAAUAGUUCCGAACUUGCAGUUUUACAUGACUGAGUACUGGCAUCAAUCAUUCAGUAUAGGUGGUCUGUUUCUAGAUUGAGAGCUUUUUGUGUCACCCUCCAUGGUAUAUAACUGGUGUUACUACUAACUGUCAAGGCAUGAUCAGCUGAUUCUCUUGUUUUAGGUUUCUCAGUAAAGAGUCUAUAAUUGUGCUUGGAAAUUCCCUUUUAUGACAAUCUUAAGUCACAUGCAUGACUGUCAGAUCAGGGCAAAUAGGUUGAUCAAUCAGAGAGUUUUGCAAUAUAAAAGCAGUUGAUUUUUAGCUUUCAUUCAGGGAA
This is a messenger RNA of Asterias rubens (European starfish), 5233 nucleotides long. RefSeq lists its product as uncharacterized. Lineage: Eukaryota; Metazoa; Echinodermata; Asteroidea; Forcipulatida; Asteriidae. The coding region runs from base 244 to 2694 and encodes 816 amino acids. The transcript has 9 exons. The record is from RefSeq and is a predicted model, not a curated record.